GGGCUCUCUGACUGAGCAGGAUUCAGGCUCUGCUGUCAGACAACAUGAGAGCUCUCGUCCUGCUUGUGUGCCUGUGGGUGGGCUGCCUGGCUCAGAGACCCCAACCCUGCUCAUCCCCACCUCUCAUGUCUGGAGGCCUUUCUGUGUCCACGCAAACUGAGAAGCUUGUAACCUUUGCAAAGUACACUUACGAUGGCCUGGGAAGGCGGGUCCGCCUCAGCAACAUCGGGUUUCCUGACAAUAAAACCUACUAUCUGGACGUGCUUCUGCUUUACAAACAGGGGGUCAUGUACAAGAUAAACAACAGGGAGCAAACAUGCCUGAAGAGGCGUCUGAGUACAGACUUCAUCCCGCUGGCCAUCCCAGUGGACGCUUCCCUUGUGGGUCAGGUUGUGCUGGGAAGCUCCUCAGUUCCAGGAGAGGGAAUCCUGGUCAACACCUGGUCUGGGCUGCUGCAGACCAAGAAGGGAAUAGCAAAAUAUGUGAGCACCGUGACAGAGUUUGGCUGUAUUCCUGUGAGCACCCUGUUUAGCACGGACAGAAACGGAUGGGUGGCGGUCAGUUUCUUCAACAACAUCAUCGGACUAGCAGACCCCCAAGAUCUCACCCCGCCACCGUUCUGCAGCUCUGCCCAGCUAGAGGAAGAGGCCCGAGAGGCACCCAUACUGUUUUUGUAGCUUCUUUUAAAAUAAAAUCUCUUUCCAGAAACACACUUUAACAUGAUCAGGACUAUUAGGACUAUGCUGUACUGUGUGUAACUUUUAGUAGAAGUAGCACUUCUAACAAGACAGUCUGGCUGCAGUCCUGCUGUGAAGUCUCCUGCACUGUCAGGGCUGAAAGUUUAUUUGAAGCUUUUCAAAAUAAAAGCGAAAGCCUUUCAAAAUAAAGGCAAAGUUGAUUCAAAGCUUUUCAAAAAUAAAAGCGAGUAUAUCUGAAGCACGUAUUUCCAUAUUUUUCCGUUCCCCAUGUUUAUUUAUUGGGUCUGUAUUUGAUGUAUACAAUGUAACUGUGUUAAUGUGUAUUGAUGUGUUCAAUUAAAAAGAUUAAUUGAAUAAU
Fundulus heteroclitus (mummichog) is the source of this 1056-nucleotide messenger RNA. RefSeq names its product ependymin. Gene Ontology annotation, molecular function: calcium ion binding. The transcript is spliced from 6 exons. The coding region runs from base 45 to 677 and encodes 210 amino acids. NCBI's taxonomy places the organism in Eukaryota, Metazoa, Chordata, Actinopteri, Cyprinodontiformes, Fundulidae. Gene Ontology annotation, biological process: cell-matrix adhesion. Gene Ontology annotation, cellular component: extracellular region; lysosome. The record is from RefSeq and is a predicted model, not a curated record.